AGACCACAAAUUAUAUACCCCUUCAUUCCAUAUCCCUUCAACCUCACAUUCUCCUUCACUUCAACUACUCAACUGUUUCUUAAACCACUUGUUACAUAAGUGGUAGAUUGCAGACGAUUUUUGACGUCGGGUAAUUGUGCAAAAGAAGAUGGGAGAAUUGACAGGGUUCCAGUUGGGUGUUAUUGGUGCAUUGUUUUUAUCAGUGGCAUCAUCAGUGUCUAUUGUUAUAUGCAAUAAAGCUUUGAUGAGCAAUCUUGGUUUUCCUUUUGCUACAACAUUGACAAGUUGGCAUCUGGUGGUAACAUAUUGCACACUUCAUGUCGCGCAUCGUUUGAAUUUCUUCGAAAACAAGAGAAUCGAUAUGAAGACGGUGAUCUUGUUCGGUAUCCUAAACGGGGUUUCAAUUGGUUUUCUUAACUUGAGCCUCGGCUUUAACUCCAUUGGCUUUUAUCAGAUGACCAAACUUGCCAUCAUACCUUUUACCGUCCUCUUAGAAACUCUUUUCUUGAAAAAACAGUUCAGCCAGAAAAUAAAGUUAUCGCUUUUCGUCCUACUUUUGGGAGUCGGCAUAGCGUCAGUGACAGAUCUUCAGCUCAAUUUUGUUGGCACAAUUCUCUCCCUUCUAGCUAUUGCCACCACAUGUGUUGGUCAAAUUCUGACAAACACAAUCCAAAAGAGACUAAAUGUGUCAUCAACUCAACUGCUGUAUCAAUCAGCACCGUUUCAAGCAGCUAUUCUGUUCGUCACCGGCCCUUUGGUAGAUCAAUAUCUUACCAAGCAAAAUGUUUUUGCUUUCAAAUAUUCACCUCUUGUUUUGGGAUUCAUAAUACUAUCAUGUUUGAUUGCGGUUUCCGUGAACUUCAGUACAUUUUUGGUGAUUGGGAAGACAUCACCAGUUACAUAUCAAGUGUUGGGGCAUUUAAAAACAUGUCUUGUUCUUGGUUUUGGGUAUACUUUGCUACAUGACCCUUUCACAGAGAGAAACAUCAUAGGAAUACUUGUUGCCAUUCUUGGAAUGGGUUUGUAUUCUUAUUUUUGUACCCAUGAAAACAAAAAGAAACAAAUGAUUGAUCUCUCUCCGGGUUCGCAGAUUAAAGAUAAGGAUAGUAACACCCCUCUUUUGGGAAAUCAAGAUAAAGAAAAUCAUUUUGAAGUGAAGAAAGCAACCAAAGACUCCCUUGUUUAAGAUAAAGUGACUGUUAGGGAUUGUUAAAUGUGUUUAUUUCCUUUUUAAUUCAAAUGAGUAUAGUCAAAUUUUGAUUCUUUUAAAUAAAUCCAAAGCUGUUACAUUUGAAUUGGUUUA
Molecule: messenger RNA, 1303 nt
Organism: Helianthus annuus (common sunflower)
Lineage: Eukaryota; Viridiplantae; Streptophyta; Magnoliopsida; Asterales; Asteraceae
Product: UDP-xylose transporter 1
Exons: 8
Coding region: 149-1186 (345 amino acids)
Cellular component (GO): Golgi apparatus
Molecular function (GO): antiporter activity; UDP-xylose transmembrane transporter activity
Source: RefSeq, a predicted model, not a curated record